AUGCCACCGAGACAGGAUCCAACCAAUGCUCAGCUUGCUCAAGCAAUGGCACAGCUGGCUCAGGUAAUGACCCAGCAGGCUGCCACUGUUGCUGCCCAAGCCACGGCACAACUUCAGCGGGAAGCUGAAGAGAAUACAAGAAGGGCUGAAGAGGAUGCCAGAAGGGCACAAAGAGCUGAGAGGGAGCUGGCACAGGACCAGAUCCGCAUGAGGACCGAUUUCAAUCGUCAUGGACCACCUAGGUUCCAAGGCGAGGUUGAACCGGAGAAAGCAGAUUUAUGGAUUCGGGAGAUUGAGAAGAUAUUUGAGACUCUCCACACUCCUGAUGCUGAAAAAGUGAAUCUCGCCGUCUUUAUGCUGAAAGGCGACGCCGAGUAUUGGUGGAGGAGCGCUAAGCAGCUGAUGACUGCCAAUAAUGAGGCUAUCACCUGGGAGUCUUUCAAGAAGGCUUUCAUGGAUAAGUAUUUCCCUGAGACUGCUCAGGAAGAGAUGGAGAACCAAUUCCUCAGGCUGAGACAGGGGACAAUGACUGUAGGGGAAUAUGUUGCCAAGUUGGAGGCUUUGUCAAAGCAUUUCCGUUUCUUCCAGACGCAAGUGGAUGAGGGUUACCUCUGCAACAGGUUCUUGAGGGGUCUAAAGAAUGAGAUUGAGAAAGUUGUCAGGCCGCUUAGGAUCAGGGUUUAUCAACAAGUAGUUGAGAAAGCUCGGGAAGUAGAAGCAAUGGAGAACAGACAGAAAGGUCGACCUGAUAAUGGGGAAUCAGUCCGCUUAGGACAGAGUCAACAAGGAAGGUACAGUGGCUAG
Molecule: messenger RNA, 804 nt
Organism: Lotus japonicus
Lineage: Eukaryota; Viridiplantae; Streptophyta; Magnoliopsida; Fabales; Fabaceae
Exons: 1
Coding region: 1-804 (267 amino acids)
Source: RefSeq, a predicted model, not a curated record